AUGCUGGGGAGAAGAAUGUUCCUUUCACUCCCGACGCUCACGGUCCUCGUCCCCCUGAUCUCUCUCACAGGUCUGUUCUACUCAGCCUCCGUGGAAGAGAACUUCCCCCAGGGCUGCACGAACACAGCCAGCCUGUGCUUCUACAGCCUCCUCCUGCCCGUUACCAUCCCCGUGUACGUGUUCUUCCAUCUGUGGACCUGGAUGGGCAUUAAGCUAUUCAGGCAUAACUAAGGCCACAGCGCUUGAGGGCGUGCACACUAACAUUCACCCAGUAAUCGCUUCAGGCAACUGCCUCUCGAGACUCACUCCGGAAAUGGCAGGAACCCACUUCACUCACAGGAAAGAUGCUCUGCCUUGCUUUUGUGAGAAGCUUUUUUUUUUUUUGGGGGGGGGCUACAGGAGAUUAAGGCUAUAGAAAGCACUAUUGUAUUGUAUUUUUGUAAAUGCAGUAUCAGAAAAGGCAUUUCAACAGAGUACUUGUUGGGAUUUAAUAGACUCAGGUAUUUUCUCAUGGCUUUUUUUUUUUUCUUGGCCCAUCCAUCUAAAAGUUAGUAGUUUGACUUUUUUAUGUUUGUAUAGAUUCAAAAGCUUUGAUUAAGCCACAUAUCUUAAGACUGAAAUAAUUUUCAGAGAUAUAUUUGAGCUAAUGUUAUAUAAGACUAUACAAUGAAAUGGAAAUUUCACGUCCUUGCAAAAAUUCAGAAGUAAUUUCGUUGGUUUGUUUUUUUCCUGUGAAAAUGCCUUCAUUUCUUGAUCAUCAGACAUUAUUAAAAGAAGAUGUUGGUAAUUUUUAAUUUUAA
Messenger RNA from Erinaceus europaeus (western European hedgehog), 800 nucleotides. RefSeq names its product phosphatidylinositol glycan anchor biosynthesis class Y (gene PIGY). Lineage: Eukaryota; Metazoa; Chordata; Mammalia; Eulipotyphla; Erinaceidae. The record is from RefSeq and is a predicted model, not a curated record. Bases 1 to 231 code for a protein of 76 amino acids. The transcript has a single exon.